Heterocephalus glaber (naked mole-rat) is the source of this 1901-nucleotide messenger RNA. Lineage: Eukaryota; Metazoa; Chordata; Mammalia; Rodentia; Bathyergidae. The record is from RefSeq and is a predicted model, not a curated record.
AUGGCGCCAGGCCGCGGGAGGACGGAGGCGCGGGCCGAAGCCCGGAGGCGGCCUGGCGGGAGCUUGGCCGCGAUCCCUGUGUCUUCGGCUGCCCGGCUGGGGAGACCUGGGCAGGGGACUCGCCGGUCAGGUCAUAGUGCGCUCGGGGGAGAGGACUCCCGGAAGCUCGCGGUGGAUCCCCGCGUCCCCGCGAGGCGCCCUCCCGCCACCCGCGCAGCUCGGGGUGCGCGGCGGCGGCGGCUGUUCGUCCGCAGAAGCCGCUGCUCUCCGCGCCUCGCAGCCCGCUGCCCGGACGCGGUCUCCGGGGCUGGUUCUGGGCUCAGCGUCCUGGCGCAGCCCGUGCUGCCCGAGAGGCGCUGGGGAGCAGGGGCGGAGCCGGGGGCGGGCCCGGAGGAGGAGGCGUGGGGACCCGGAGGUGGCCGGUGCCCGCGGGAGGCUGGGGAGGUGGCGGCCAAGGCGCUAACAGGUCACCGAGCGGCCGCGAGGGGGCAGAGCCUGCGGCUGUGCGGCGGGGCGAUCAAAGCCCGCAGCUCCCAUGCCCUUCUCUCCGCUCUUCGGAGAGCACUGGGCCCGGAGCGAGGAGCAGGAGCUGGGGAAAGAGAAAGUGGGGAGGGCUUCGAGGCCAGCGGCUCUGAGACGAAGAGAAGCCACGGGUGUGGAUUCCCGAGGCUGAGGACCGACGCGCGGCGGGCGCCAGGUUUGGGAGGGAAGAGAGGCCCAGGCCGCGUGGAAGUCUGCGAGACGCCCCCGGACCCGCGGAAGCGCGGCGCGCAGUCCCGGCGCUCAGGAGCGCGCGGGGGAGCGGGACCCGGAGCGAUUUGGGGACCCGUCAGCCCGGCGGGACCACGACGAACCAGCCCCGCCCCCGGAGCCCAGGCGGGGGGCGGGGCGGCUGCUGUCCCGGUGCUCCGGGUCUCGGGGGACGCCGCGCGCCCCGGCCGGAGUGGGAGGAGACCCCGGGGCUGGCGCGCGAGCGGGCCGGCGCCCCGGCCCUCGCUCCGCACCCCUCUCCCGCUCUCCCGCUUCCCGCGCGGGUGCUUUUCGGGUUCCGGCGCUUGUCCUUCGCAGUGCAGACUCUUCAGCUUCCAGCAUGGAUCCUUCAGCCUUCCGGUGUAGACUUUCUAGCCUUCCAUUCCAGACCCACUGAUCUCCUGAUCCAGACUUGCACGGGACACUACAGUGAGCUGCAGACCUUAGACUGAAUCCUUGGGUCUCCAGUGUGCAGACAGGCUCUCUGCACUCUUCCUCAUCCAACUCUGUGGAUGGCCAUUGCCUCCCAGCUUAGAGUAUUCCUUGAGUCUCAGAAGAAAUUGGAUUUUGACUUUUCAGAACUGCUGAAGCUCUUUAAGACUUUGGUGAAGUCUUAGAUACGGAUUGAAAACAUUUUGUACAAAGAUGAAAAUGAGUCUUUUGGGAGCCAGGGGAGGAGUUUCCCUUGGAGGCCUAAUGUUCUUAUAGGCGGUGCUUUCUAAAGAGAAUUGGACCAUAUAACUGACUUGCUAUGAGGAGGUGGUGCUUGGUUAGGGGAAGCAGGAUGGACGGGGUGUGGCCUAGAAGGGUAUGUCUCCCCUCCCAGCUCCUCUUUUCUUUCUCUGCUUCCUAACAACUAUGACUUAAGAAGCUUUUCCUCUGCUAUGAAGCUUGGCCAUGUUAUUUCUGCCAUGAAGCCAAACAACAAGGAACUAUAGUUGUGAGCCAAAGUAAAUCUCUCUUUUAAGUUGUGGGUAGCAGAGAUUGUGUUCAAGCAUUGAGAAAGUGACUAAGUCACACAGCAAGAUAAUAAAUAUUCAUUAUUUAAGCCCCUAAGUUUGAGAGAUAUUUGUUUUGUAGCAAUAGUUAAAACACCUCAUUGCCCUAAAGGCUGUAAGUUUCUUUUUUUAAAAAAUUUUAUUUUAUUGGUA